AUGGAAACUGAAGAAGGCAGCGAGUCAAAAUCGCCUCUUAAAAGGAUUUUUAGAAAGAAAAGUUCAUCAAGCUCGUCUUCAAAAAGUUCAAAAUCUUCUCAUUCAAGCUCAUCAAGCAGUGACGAGGAGUCAACAGAUGAUGAUAAGGAUUCAAGAAAACCAACAAAAGAAAUAGAAACACCCAAAGAACAAGAUGUAGCUGAUGAAAAGACCAGUGAGACUGUUGAAGAUGAGGUUAAACCAGAUGAAAAAGCUAGUGACACAAUUGAAGAUAAGGUUAAACCAGAUGAUGGUAGUGAGGGUGAUGUCUCAGGUAAAAUCAGUGACACUGAAGAAGUGAAACCAGACCUGGAAGAAGAUCAGCAUAUAGAUAAUGCUGAAGUGGUUGUACCUGAACCUACAGAAACAAUUGUUAAAGAACAAACUAUUACUCAAACACCAGAAAAAGAAACUGAUGCAGGUGAUAAAACCACACUAACUGAAGAAGUAAUUGUUGUUGAAAAGGAAAUUAUUUCAUCUGCAUCACCAAAAUUUAGCACGAAAAGUGACUCCAGUACAAGCAGUGAUGAUGAAAAAACAAAGAAAACUGAAGAGGGCAGCGAGUCAAAAUCGCCUCUUAAAAGAUUUUUCAGAAAAAAAAGUUCAUCAAGCUCGUCUUCAAAAAGUUCCAAAUCUUCUCAUUCCAGCUCAUCAAGCAGUGACAAGGAGUCAACAGAUGAUGAUAAGGAUUCAAGAAAACCAACUAAAGAACCAGAAACACCCGAAGAACAAGAAAUAGCUGAUGAAAAGACUAGUGAGACUGUUGAAGAUGAGGUUAAAUCAGAUGAUAACGCCAGUGAGUCAGUUGAAUAUGAGGUUAAACCAGAUGAUAAAACCAGUGACACAACUGAAGAUACGGUUCAACCAGAUGAUGGAAGUGAGGGUGAUGUCUCAGGUAAAAUCAGUGACACUGAAGAAGUGAAACCAGAACUGGAAGAAGAUAAGCCCGGUGACAAUGCUGAAGUGGUUGUACCUGAACCUACAGACACAAUAGUUGAAGAACAAAUUAUCACUGAAGCACCAGACAAGCAAACUGAUGCAGGUGAUAAAACCACACCAACUGAAGAGUUAAUUGUUGUUGAAAAGGAAAUUACUUCAUCUGCAUCACCAAAAUUUAGCACAAAAAGCGACUCUGGUACAAGCAGUGAUGAAGAAAAAGCAAAGGAAACUGAAGAAGGCAGCGAGUCAAAAUCGCCUCUUAAAAGGAUUUUUAGAAAGAAAAGUUCAUCAAGCUCGUCUUCAAAAAGUUCAAAAUCUUCUCAUUCAAGCUCAUCAAGCAGUGACGAGGAGUCAACAGAUGAUGAUAAGGAUUCAAGAAAACCAACAAAAGAAAUAGAAACACCCAAAGAACAAGAUGUAGCUGAUGAAAAGACCAGUGAGACUGUUGAAGAUGAGGUUAAACCAGAUGAUAAAGCUAGUGACACAAUUGAAGAUAAGGUUAAACCAGAUGAUGGUAGUGAGGGUGAUGUCUCAGGUAAAAUCAGUGACACUGAAGAAGUGAAACCAGACCUGGAAGAGAUCAGCAUAUAUAUAAUGCUGAAGUGGUUGUACCUGACCUACAGAACAAUUGUUGAAGAACAAACUAUUACUCAACACCAGAAAAGAAACUGA
This is a messenger RNA of Saccoglossus kowalevskii, 1650 nucleotides long. RefSeq names its product dentin sialophosphoprotein-like. Lineage: Eukaryota; Metazoa; Hemichordata; Enteropneusta; Harrimaniidae. The record is from RefSeq and is a predicted model, not a curated record.